This is a messenger RNA of Rhipicephalus sanguineus (brown dog tick), 1908 nucleotides long. RefSeq lists its product as uncharacterized. The record is from RefSeq and is a predicted model, not a curated record. The coding region runs from base 175 to 1509 and encodes 444 amino acids. Lineage: Eukaryota; Metazoa; Arthropoda; Arachnida; Ixodida; Ixodidae. The transcript has 10 exons.
GAAUCCCAAUCAGCGGAGUUGGAUGUUGGUGAGGGCGAGCAGUCUGCUCACCUCCCUAUUCUCGGUCACGUGGCAUCGGCAUCAGCGCUUUCUGUGUGCGCUGAACAGCCAGCACCAGCGGCGACUAACGCAGACGAAGAUCCUACUUGGCUCUUGUACUUGCUCGGCAGCUGCAUGGUGCUUGGUGUGUUUGCCCUGGGCGUCGUAAUGUACGGACUUACUCGGCCAGACAGGGCACCUUCUAGGCUAUGGAAGCCGGCGCUCGUGCCCGCUGCCCAGCCGACGACAGAAGGGGGCCACAUCCCGCGCGUGCCAACAUUCCAGCCACCACCGGACGAAUACGUAACGGUCACGGAAGAAGUCGGGCCUUUGCCGAUGAACAAGAGAGUCCCCGUGAUGUGCACCGUGAGCAACACGUUCGGCCCCUCCGACAUUCUGCCGGCGGACGGCGUGUGCGACGCCAUCUUCUACGACUCGCUGUACCGCGACGGCCGCAACACGUUGAACAGGGCCCACGACGCCAGCCUCGAGCGGUUCCUGGACCUUGGCCAAAGCAUGCAGCUCACGGGGGUCGGAGUCUCGUUCGACGUGCACAUGGACGUUCGCAAAGUUGACGUGACGUCAGCCAACGUCACAUCCGGCAUCCUGAAGCUGUGGAACCGCGGAGUGAGCCACUUUGGCGCACUUCGGGUGUAUACGACAGCAAGCGUGGAGGAUGAAGUCAUCGCAUUUCUGUCGUUCCUCCAGGCGGUGGAGAAUAAGAUCCUAGGACGAAUGAACACUAGCCGUCCAUAUUACACAGUCGUUGGUGUGAGCUAUCAUCGAGAGGCCUCUUACGAGAACGUCAUACGACAUAUGAAGUACGUCUACAAGCCGUUCCUAUACGUCAUCGUUAUUCACGUUCCUUACGCGGAUUGGGAACUCCAGGGAUGUCUCAUUCUACCUCCGACGCUACUAGAGACUCCUGUCGGCGCCACCCAAUUCAAUCAGUCAAAUGUGAUGGAGGCGAUGCGUUACAUCCAGCGCGUGCACAGCCACGACGUGCACGUUCCCAUGGCCAUAUCGUUCACUCUUCGAGCCCGCUUCUACAAGCCUGCAGAUCUCUCCGGCAAUGGUCUCGCCUUCUACAAGCCGUUUCGAAAGUGUCAGGAUCACGGCGGCGACAGAGACGUGUCGCCCGCAUCCGUUUGCAAGGAUCGGUACGUUUCAAACUUCAAUUAUUUCGGUGACAGAGAGUCUGCCUUUACCUUCGACGCCCAACGAGAACGGACAGUCACGUACGACACCCAGAUAACAAUAAAAACAAAGCUCUGCAAAGCCAAACAGGCCUACCCGGAUGUCCCCUUCGGCAUCGCGGCUUUCGACGUCAACCUUGACAUCGCAAAAUCUGCCUGCAACGAUUUGCAAAUUGAAGCCGGCAGUUUCACCAGACUCAGGGUGCUGAGCAAGAUGGACGACUACAUCAGUGGUUCCGUCUCGACCUUCCAAGAGUGCAUGAACGCGGCAUGAGAAGUUCAUCCGCGUCUUUCCCCUCCGAUGGCAACUAUCCGACAUCACGCGACCGCGUCACGGGACUCUGUUAAAACACGAGAAAAUUGCGGAAGCAUUAAUACAUAAAAAAUAACAGAUAAUGCGCUGCGUUAAAGGAUUUACUGGAGUGAUACGUAAACACAGCAAUAUGAAGCGCUGAACAACGUAAUGUAGCGCAGUGUAAAGUAAACUCAACAAAAAAGCACGCAUGAAAGAAUGCAACACUCCUACUUUGACUGACUUCUCUUGUUUCGUCAGGUUGUUUCUCAUCGUGCUGCUAAUCUCGAGAACAUGGGUUCGACUCCAGGCCACGGCGGCCGCAAUUCAAUGGCGAGAACGCCCCCGUACGUUGAAUUACACGCGCUUUACAGAACCCCA